AUUACUAGGCCCUUCUGCUCCUCUCAGUGCGUCAUCAUUCAGCGUCCGAAAGUCAGCGGGAUUUUAGCAUCAAUUCAAACUACCGUAAUAAAUAAACAAUCUCCUAUAUUAUCCAUAAAUUAUUAACUGUUUUACAAUCUGAAAUGAUUGAUAUGAUUGCGAAGGAGGACCCGAUUAUUAGCGAGGAAGAGGCUGCCCAGUACGAUCGACAGAUCCGGCUAUGGGGACUAGAUGCACAAAAGAGACUGCGGGGGUCUCGAGUGCUACUUGUGGGCUUAGGUGGUCUCGGGGCGGAAGUGGCCAAGAAUCUGAUUCUGGCUGGAGUGAAGGGACUCACGAUGCUGGAUCAUGAAAAGGUGUCCCAGGAGUCGUGCAGGGCCCAGUUCCUGGUUCCUGUGACGGCCCAGGGGGAGAACCGAGCCCAGGCGUCUCUGGAGCGCGCUCAGUACCUCAAUCCGAUGGUGGAGGUCCGAGCCCAGGCAGAGAGGGCUGAAGACCAACCCGACGACUUCUUCCUACAGUUUGAUGCGGUGUGUCUGACGUGUUGCUCUCGGGACCUGAUGGUGCGCGUGGACCAGCUCUGCUCCAAACACAACAUCAAGGUGUUCUGCGGGAACGUGUACGGUUACUACGGUUACAUGUUCUCGGACCUCGGGCCGGACUACAACUACGUCGAAGAGAAGCCCAAAAUGGUAAAGCCCUCCGGGGACUCCAACGACGGACCCAAAGCCAAGAAGGCCAAGGUCGACCCCAACGAGACCACAAUGGUCAAAAAGACGGCCAGCUUUUGCUCCCUGAAGGAGGCGCUGGAGGUGGAUUGGACAACGGAGAAGGCCAAGGCGGGUUUAAAGCGCACGCCUGUGGAUUACUUCCUCCUCCACGUUCUGCUGAAGUUCCGCACGGACAAAGGUCGCGACCCCGCCCCCCAGUCCUCGGGGGAGGACGGUCAGCUGCUGCGCCAGAUUCGAGACGACGUGCUGGAGUCCAUGGGGCUGAACAGAGAGCUGCUCAGUGACGACUUUGUCAGCUACUGUUUCUCUGAGAUGGCCCCGGUAUGUGCCGUGGUGGGCGGAGUCCUGGGACAGGAAGUCGUCAAGGCCCUUUCCCAGAGAGACGCGCCGCACAAGAACAUCUUCUUCUUCGAUGGUCGCAAAGGCAAUGGUGUGGUCGACUACUUCGGCCCCCAGUGAUGGUCCAUCC
Molecule: messenger RNA, 1200 nt
Organism: Gadus chalcogrammus (walleye pollock)
Lineage: Eukaryota; Metazoa; Chordata; Actinopteri; Gadiformes; Gadidae
Gene: sae1
Product: SUMO1 activating enzyme subunit 1
Exons: 9
Coding region: 144-1190 (348 amino acids)
Biological process (GO): protein sumoylation
Cellular component (GO): SUMO activating enzyme complex; cytoplasm
Molecular function (GO): SUMO activating enzyme activity
Source: RefSeq, a predicted model, not a curated record